Molecule: messenger RNA, 225 nt
Organism: Perkinsus marinus ATCC 50983
Lineage: Eukaryota; Perkinsozoa; Perkinsida; Perkinsidae
Exons: 3
Coding region: 1-225 (74 amino acids)
Source: RefSeq, a predicted model, not a curated record
AUGCGAAAGGACUACUAUGAUAUAUUAGGAGUCAAAAAAGAAGCCGAUGAGAUUAAGAAAGCAUAUCGCCGUAUGGCUCCAUUGAAGUGGCAGUCUGACAAGAACCUUGCUAAUAAAGAAGCCGUUGCAGAGGAGUUCAAAGAGGAUGCUCCUCAUGGUUUCCAUUAUACCUUCUCACAUGGUCCCAAUGAUAUGUUUGCCCAGUUUUUUAAGGAUAGUGUAUAA